Molecule: messenger RNA, 1507 nt
Organism: Rhodofomes roseus
Lineage: Eukaryota; Fungi; Basidiomycota; Agaricomycetes; Polyporales; Fomitopsidaceae
Product: kinase-like domain-containing protein
Exons: 6
Coding region: 351-1379 (342 amino acids)
Biological process (GO): protein phosphorylation
Molecular function (GO): protein kinase activity; ATP binding
Source: RefSeq, a predicted model, not a curated record
AUGAACAGCAAGACAAACGAAGUAAUGUUCCAAACGAAUGUCUUGUCGCACCUGAAUGAGCUGACGUACUGGUGCUAUCUCAUUCAGGUGCAAAGCCACGCCGCAUUGCACAACCGAGUCCGCGGGAUUCCGGAACCCCACUACUCGAGGCGACGACACGAGGGUUUACACAAAGCUCUCAGCCUGGCCUCCCGCUAGACUACGCCCAGUUCUUCAGUGCAUCAAACAGGGUGAUUACUCGGAAACGUACAAGCCACGAUUACAGAACAGCAUGUUCUGCGAUCAACUCGCUUGCGCAGAUCCUUGACAGCGAUCCGUCUCAGAAUAUAGCCACUGGACCGUUGAGGAGGAUGUUCCAGAUGCUUAGAUGCCUCUGCCGAAACUACACUGUCAUUCCUCCGACGUAUACAAUGCGUCCGGGAUCGUUGUCCAAGAUCGGCGAACAUCCGUUGGAGCACGGAGGGUAUGCAGAUGUAUGGCGCGGAGAACUAAAGACACCUACGGGUCGAGUCAAGGUGGCGCUCAAAGUGAUACGUAUCAAUGCAAAGUGUGCGUCACGCAUACGUCCGAAUGUAUGCCACGAAGUCGUGAUGUGGCGACGCCUCCGCCACCGGAGGAUAACGCCAAUGUUCGGCGUCGACGAGACGCUCUUCCCAUUAUGCAUUGUUAGCAAGUGGCAGGAACACGGUACUAUAUCUGCGUUCCUCAAGCAAUUCCCUGCCGAGAACCGACUUCGAUUGCUGAUUGAUGUCUGUGAAGGAUUACAGUAUUUACAUUCACAAACAUUCGCUCAUGGUGAUCUGAAAUGCAGCAACAUACUCGUUGACAGCACGCGACAUGCGUGUCUCUGUGAUUUCGGCCUGACAGCCCUCAUUCAUGGUGUCAAUACGGUCGAUCCCACGACGCAGAGCAAUGGCGGGCAAGGGACCAUACAAUAUAUGGCACCCGAACUCCUCUAUCCGGAAGCAUUCGGGCUGCAGCAUGCGCAUGUCUCACUGGAAGCCGAUAUUUAUGCCUUGGCCAUUGUGAUGUGGGAGAUCUUUGCCGGACGGCCUCCGUACAGCUCGUGGGGAUCGGGACAAAUACAUUGGAGGAUUCUAAGGGGUAAAAGGCCUCCCCAUCUGCCCGAUGCCCUUCCUCUAGGCCUGUCCGACUCUGUUUGGAAGCUCAUGGAGGAAUGUUGGCAGUCGGAUCGGUGUCAACGCCCUCAGAUCCGACACGUACUUUCAGUUCUUGCCGAUGCUGUCAAAACAUCCCAUCACGCAGUCGUGAGACACAGUCGCGCGACGGCUCAUGGCGCUGGCCGCCCUUCUGAGCUGUGUCACCAUGUACUAGUAUGCCUCCCGCCGUACGAUACUUACGUGCACAAAGCAAUCUGAACAACGAGUUGCUCGAUUUACAUCAUGGCACUAGGCACUAGGAAGGACGCUUCGCUUUGAUUGCUCUGUAGAGGUCAAUAUCGCUCGCUUGAAAUUUCUAUUCAAGCUGAACGAAUGUAGGCGACGUU